AUGGAAACGUUAGACUACCAGCCGUCUGGUGCUGGUUUGGUCCUAUGUUGCGACUGCGGGACAGCUAUUGAGCCUAAUGCAGCAAACAUGUGUGCUGCAUGCGUGCGAGCUCGAGUGGACAUAACUGAAGGAAUUCCAAAACAAAGUCAGUUGACGUUUUGUAAGUUCUGUGAACGCUAUUUUAUGCCACCCAACUCUUGGAUCCGUGCUGCUCCCGAAUCUAAAGAACUGCUUUCGCUUGCCUUGAAAAAACUCAAACCAUUCAUGACGAAAGUAAGGCUUACCGACGCGUCUUUCAUUUGGACCGAACCACAUUCGAAAAGAGUCAAGGUGAAGCUGACUAUUCAAAAGGAAGUCCUUACGUCAGCUAUUUUGCAACAGUCAUUUGUCGUUGAAUUUGUGGUUCAAAAUCAGAUGUGCAAUGACUGUCGCCGCGCAGAAGCAAAAGAUUAUUGGAGAGCUUGUGUGCAGGUGAGGCAGAAGUGCGACUUUAAGAAAACACUGUUUUAUUUAGAACAGCUAGUUUUAAAGCAUGGAGUUCAUGAAAAAGCUACGGGAGUUAAGCCGGUUUCCACAGGGAUUGAUUUCUUCUACGCUAAAUUACAAGAUGCGAGAAAAUUGGUCGAUUUUUUACUUUCAGUUUUUCCGUGCCGGUAUCAGCAAGCUCAGGAGUUAGUGACGCAUGAUACGAAAAGUAAUAUCUAUGAUUACAAGCAUACGUUUUGUGUCGAAAUUGUUCCUAUCUGCCGCGGCGAUAUUGUUUGUUUACCUGCAAAAGUAGCUCAGUCUCUCGGUAACAUGAGUCAGCUCUUAAUAUGUCUCAGAAUAUCUAAUGUUAUUACUUUUAUUGAUCCUGCCACCCUACAGACUGCAGACGUUUCCGCAACUCAAUAUUGGCGUCAACCAUUUGAUUCGUUAUGUCAACCAAAACAACUUAUGGAGUUUUAUGUCAUAGAUGUUGAAGAUGUUGGUGAAAUAACAAGAAAUGCCGGAGCAGGACAUGUUUCAAGAAAGCACUGUUUAGUGGAUGCGUGGGUUGUCCCCAGCAAUCAGGUUAUUUUUUUAAUUAAGCCUUAA
This is a messenger RNA of Enterobius vermicularis (human pinworm), 1077 nucleotides long. The record is from the annotation of a GenBank genome assembly. NCBI's taxonomy places the organism in Eukaryota, Metazoa, Nematoda, Chromadorea, Rhabditida, Oxyuridae.